Molecule: messenger RNA, 372 nt
Organism: Candidozyma pseudohaemuli
Lineage: Eukaryota; Fungi; Ascomycota; Pichiomycetes; Serinales; Metschnikowiaceae
Gene: PAM16
Product: import motor complex subunit
Exons: 1
Coding region: 1-372 (123 amino acids)
Biological process (GO): protein import into mitochondrial matrix
Cellular component (GO): TIM23 mitochondrial import inner membrane translocase complex
Source: RefSeq, a predicted model, not a curated record
AUGGCCCACAGGUUACUCGUCAACGUCAUUUUCACAGGUGCCUCGGUAUUCGGGCGUGCCUUCACGGAAGCAUACAAGCAAGCUGCUAAGGCUAGUGCCUCUGCUGCCGCUACUGGUGCCACUAAGGCAAAAUCCACAGGUGGAAUCCCCAUCGAAGAGGCCAUGAAGAUUUUGGAUAUCGAGAAGGAGGAGCUUUCUCUUGAAGAGAUCGAAAAGAAGUAUGAGUACCUUUUUGAUGUGAACUCCAAGGAGAAGGGUAACUCAUUUUUCCUUCAGUCGAAGGUGUACUAUGCGUCAGAUACUUUGCGUAAGGAGCUAGAGUAUCUACAAAAGAUGAGGGAGGCCAAGGAGGGCAAGGAGGAGGCGCUGUGA